Molecule: messenger RNA, 1679 nt
Organism: Menidia menidia (Atlantic silverside)
Lineage: Eukaryota; Metazoa; Chordata; Actinopteri; Atheriniformes; Atherinopsidae
Source: the annotation of a GenBank genome assembly
ACGCAGCGGGGCUGUGGAGGAGAGGAUGUGCCACAGACUAGCCAGGCGCCUCCAAACGCCCUUAAAAAACAGUGUAUUUGCUCAGUUUUUUAUCGAUAGAGCUGCUUUCCCUAUUUUAAUACGGAAAUCAUCGUGUUUGUCCCCUUAUCAUACUCCGCAAACCCAUUCAAACUAAUUUCAUACGUCUUUAGUCAACUUUUCUGCUCUUUUUUUCAGAUUUAGCAGCUGAUUGCUGCGUCUAGGUAAGGACAAGUUCAGUCUUGUCUAAAUGAGCGCAUUAACGGGGUGAUCGGGGAUCAAACGCACAGCUAUUAUCCGGACAACCAUUAACAAGUGUGCACCACAUCAAAGACACGCGUUAGUAAGGACUGACAUCAUCUAGUAAGAAGUGAUCCGAGGGUGGGGCUCAGGGUUCGACCCCAGUCCGUGGAGGUAUAAAGCCAUCCAGAGUCCUCUGGUUUUUCAGAGUCCUGACGACCUGGGGUGCAGAUAUAGUUUGUGUUUGGGCUCUGAAAUAUAAUGGCGUACGGGUCCGACAUGAUUGGUAGUAACGUUUCUGAGAUGCUCGCGUUUUACUCCGGACAGCACUGGCCUUCUGCACCAACCCCGGAGAUGAGAAGCGAUUAUGGCUACGCGCAGGAAUCUCUAAUCGUGAACCGUGAUGCAGGCUUCAGAAUCCGGUCAGGGACCCAACGGCGCCGGAAGCGCACCACCUUCACUAAGGUGCAGCUGAGCCAUUUGGAGAGGGCCUUCUCCAUCACACCGUACCCAAACAUAAAAAUGAAAGAGUCCCUCGCCACAACUACUGGGUUACCGGAGUCAAAAAUUCAGGUCUGGUUUCAAAAUCGACGGGCCCGCUACUUCAAGAGCAAAAAGCCAACAGUAAGGGCCUCCGACCCCCAAACGGAUUUGAUCCAACCCCAGGUCACAUACGCAGCCCCACCAAGCCCAUUUCCUUACCUAACUCCUUCAUUCCCAUCCACUCCCAGUCUGCCCUCCCCACCAGGCUACCCCGUUCCCAGUCUACCUCAGUCCAGUAGGCUCUCCACAAUCCUGGACCACCAGGCCAGCUCACAACCCAAACCGACGACCCCUGACCUCUCGGCAUCCUGCCCCCUGGACGGACUGUCUCAGGACUAUCGCUUCACUCAUUUGGACUUCUGUGAUUACUUCCAAAACCUGUUACCACACCAGGAACUUGAGGACUGGGACUUUGCGGAGUUGGAGUCUUUACUGGAGGGGGCACAGGGUUCCCAGCCUGAGGGCAGCAGAUGUCCUGCAGGGCAUUGUGAGCCCAGCAAGAACCUCCAGAGCCAGCUGGAACCACAGGGUUUAGACAGCAGUGAUCACAGCUUCACAGACUUGUCUGAUAUGAGUUUCCAGGACCUUGUGUCUGACAUCAGUCUGUCAGAUAUGGACAUUUCUGCUGCAUGGAUUGAUUACCUUUUGGACUGAGAUGACAAAGAAGUGAGUCAUUCUCUAAACUGUUACAUAUCAUUUAUGCUGAAAGUCCCUGGAAGAAAGGUUAUAUAAAAUUAAAUAUUUAAAACUGGUAAUGUGUGAGAAUCAUAUUUGAUAUGUACUGAUAUGAGGCCUUUUGCAUCAUUCGACGGUAAAACCUUGCUGAAAAACAUGUGGUACACAUUCAGAAGUACCUGAUGGGCAGACUAUACGAUUAU